Scomber japonicus (chub mackerel) is the source of this 2592-nucleotide messenger RNA. RefSeq names its product TBCC domain containing 1 (gene tbccd1). The transcript is spliced from 9 exons. Gene Ontology annotation, biological process: maintenance of Golgi location; maintenance of centrosome location. Bases 161 to 1948 code for a protein of 595 amino acids. NCBI's taxonomy places the organism in Eukaryota, Metazoa, Chordata, Actinopteri, Scombriformes, Scombridae. Gene Ontology annotation, cellular component: spindle pole centrosome. The record is from RefSeq and is a predicted model, not a curated record.
GCCAAAUAGAAAGAGCUGCUUCUAGUCAUAAUAAACCACAUCAGCGACUGGACUGUUCCUCGUCUCCAUCUUCACCUAUGAGUGACCUGACCUGUCCAGCCCUCUCACACGGAGACGGAACACCGCGCUGUCUGGACGACGACAGAAGCUGAAAGCAAAGAUGGAGGCAGACCUUGUGAGCAUAUGGCCGCGUAUGGAACCCUUCCUACUGGGUGCCCUACAGGUGGCCCCCUCUUCCAAGCUCGGCCUGCACUAUCUUCGGAAGAUGGCGAGCUACGUGCGAUCCCGGGAUGGCUGCUUCCCUGUUUUGGGCUGGCCAAUGUGGAGGCAUAUUGCAUGUGGAAAGCUACAGCUUCCAGAAGAGCUCGCUUGGCUCUACUUUGAGACCUUCGACCUUCAUGUUGGCCACACACCUGAGGAGAGGUUAGAGUGGGCGGAGUGUCUUUCCCAGUGCACCUCAAAAUGCGAGCUGGACCAACAAAGGAACAAGCUGUCUGUGGACACACUACGGUUCCUCCUCUUCCUUUACAUCCAGCAGCUGAACCGUGUGUCUCUGCGAACCUCUCUGAUCGGUGAAGAGUGGCCCAGUCGCCGCACUCGCUCCCCCUCUCCAUCAGACCGAGAGGCCAAGACCAGCUCCCAGAACAAGAACUGGGAUGACCAGGCCCACCUGUCAUUCGUGCAGAGCCAUCUAGCUGAGAUUUUGGAGCUGCUCGUGGAGCCAGGCCAACUGUCACACUCUGGACAGGCCCUGCGAGACUGCCAGAUAUCCCUGGAGGCUGUGCGGAGCUUGGGCUUGCUCUUGGAGGGCUCAACUAGCCACGCCAGAGUUGUUCAGCCUGUCCACAGGCUGCUGACCAAAGGCCCCCUCCAGACAACAGCUGGCUACUGUGCACUCAACCGCUCCUUCCCUCUGCACAAGCUACUCUCCUGUCUCCAACACAGCCUCACACUCAACCCUUUUGGGAUAACUGCCUGCUUGCGCUCGGGGAAGAAACUAGCCUGGGCCCAACAAGCGGAGGGGUCCAUGAAGAGAGCCAAGAUAGCCCGAAACACCCAUAUGGCUCCACCUGGCAGUAAAAUGGUGCUGAUGUCCCAGGUCUUCAAACAGACCCUAGCCAAAACGUCUGACAAGCUGACUGGUGCCAACAUCAAAAUCCACAGAUGCUCUGAUGCCUUCAUAUACCUGCUGUCACCUCUCAGAUCAGUCAGCGUGGACAAAUGCAGAGACAGCACAGUGGUUCUGGGUCCUGUUGAGACCAACGUCCACAUUUACAGCUGUCAGAAUGUGCGGGUGGUGUGCGUGGCAGGCAGGAUUGCUAUCGGAGCCUCCUCGCGCUGCACCAUCCACGUCUUGACGCCCACCCGCCCUGUGCUGCUACCUGGAAACACAGACAUUACCCUGGGGCCUUUUCACACGUUCUACCCUUCGUUGGAGGAUCAUAUGGCCAGUGUGGGACUGGCUGUGGUCCCCAACGUCUGGGAUCAGCCCUUGCUUCUGGGGGCUGAGGGCCUUGUCAACCCGUCGCUCAACACCUCUUCCAAUCCAGACCCUGCUUGCUACCGCCUUCUGCCCCCAGCUGAGUUCCACACUCUGGUUGUGCCUUUCCAGAUGGAGGGGGACACAUGUGAGGUGCCGGGGGGAUUGCCCCCUCUAUAUCAGGCAGCAGUUGAUGAAAAGCAGAAGAGGAUACAGAACUGGCAGAAGAUUGUGAUGGAGGCUCGGCUAAGCAAGGAGCAGAAGCGUCAGUUCCAGGAGAUAGUGGAGGUCAAGUUCCACGAGUGGCUUCUGGAGACGGGGCACAGGCAGGAACUCGACAGCCUUAUCCCACCCACGAUAGCCCAUCCGAACGCCUCUGGCGGGCCGGCGACGGACACGCCCCAAGUUAAUGAUAACAAAUAUGUUAGGACUGGACGGGCAGUGGGACAGUCACCUAUGGCUUGUUGAUUAUUUGGCUUUUUCUUGUUUGGGGCUUUGACAGCAGGAUAAUUGUGCCUGUAAAUUAAGGUAGCGUGACAGUUUGCACUUAGUCUUGUUGACACAUGGGGCUUCUGUAAGUUCUUACAAACUGAGGAGGAUGUUUACUGCAAGUUUAAUAAUUUGUUACUGAUACUGAUGCAACUUUCAACAAGCUUUUAUAGCAACUUAUGCUCCACUCAUUCUCAAGUGGAAGGCUGGUUUGGGCUGCUUUAGAUUCCUGUCUUGAGAAAAGGCAGCUAAGUCUUCAACGCGUCUAAACAGAGUAGGGAGUGGAUUGGCAUGCUGCAAAACAACAUCGCAAGCACCACUUUUCUUGAGGGGAGGUGUAAAAAUAACAAGGGUGUAACAUUGUUGAUGUCAUCACAGGAUUACAAGGUGACAAUAUGAAUAAGUUUAGAUGUGGGUUGACUGUCGUAAUUCCAGUUGCUAAAGCCUGAAAGGGUAAAGCUGAGGAAGGAAUACAGAAAGACAAGCACCAUGAUUGACUGUGACAGACUAGAGCAACCUGUCAGUCAGACAAACAUGUCCUUGAGGCAUUAAUAGCUCCUUAAUGUAUAAUAAUUCUCAAAAUCUACAUGAAGAGAUACUUUGGCAAUUAUAAUGAACUACUC